This is a messenger RNA of Elgaria multicarinata webbii, 1218 nucleotides long. It is a transcript of the gene DYNLT2B, whose product is annotated as dynein light chain Tctex-type 2B. The record is from RefSeq and is a predicted model, not a curated record. Lineage: Eukaryota; Metazoa; Chordata; Lepidosauria; Squamata; Anguidae. Gene Ontology annotation, biological process: microtubule-based movement. Gene Ontology annotation, cellular component: cytoplasm; cytoplasmic dynein complex. Gene Ontology annotation, molecular function: dynein intermediate chain binding. The coding region runs from base 70 to 489 and encodes 139 amino acids. The transcript is spliced from 5 exons.
GGUAGGGCGGAAGCGGGCGGUGGCUAUGGCAACGGCGGUGCGCCUCGCCUGGAGGCCCCGGAAGAGGCCAUGGCGGAGUCUUCGCCCACCCAGACCUUGCCUCACUCGCCCCGGCUGGCCAGCGCCUCCAGUACGUCGCGCACCUACAAUCUCCGGCCGGCCUUCCACCACAAAUUCCGGUCUUCUACAGUGAAAGACUGCAUCCACGAGGUGUUAAAAGAGCAGCUGGCUAAUGUGCAGUACUCCCCUGAAGAUAUUCCGCAUCUCACCAAAUCCUUAUCAGAGAUAAUCCGAGACAAGCUGAAAGAGAAAGGUUUUCACCGGUAUAAAAUAGUCGUGCAGGUGGUGAUCGGAGAACAGAGAGGCGAGGGAGUUAACAUGGCUGCUCGAUGCUUCUGGGAUGCUGAUACUGACAACUACGCCCAGGAUGUUUUCAUGAACGACAGCCUCUUCUGCGUGGUGGUCGCCUUUGGUUGUUUCUUCUACUGAUGCUGACGGGGAGUUCAAAGAAGAACGGCCAUUGUUUCAGACGUGUUGAGGAAGCAAUACGCUACAUAUUAUUUUUAAAAAAUCUAUGGAUGCUCCCUUUAACAUUUUCUCCAUGAACGCUUAAAAGAUAUCACGGACUACUGGUGCUACUGUUUUUGUAUAAAGGUUGAGUUUUCUGCACAAGUGGGGUAGUGUUCUUGCACAGCUCUUAUUCAUUCCAUUGGGGUUUGCCCGGGAGAGCGUCCUGCUGAAUUCAGCUCUGUUUUUACUUGUAAAAAUAGGGCUGAAUUUGGGUCCGAAAUGGGACCCAACUGGAUCCACUAUUACCAACAAUUGAACAAAUCCUCAGUGUGUAUUGCAGAAGCUAAACUCGUGUGCUGAAUAUCAAUCCAUUUGAAUGAAGAUACUGAACUCUCAGUGACAACGGCACUAUAAUACACUGUAAUUUUUUAAUCAGUGUAUGCUCCCGUAUGAAUUCUGCUAUUAAUCCAGUCCUGAAAAUUCUUUUUUCCUUACUGCAUGUAUUUACAUUCUCUUUUACGUUCUUCCUCCUCCUCCGACGAACCAACUUUAAGGAAGACCUAUAACUGUUAGCUUUCUUGUCUACAGAUAAAGGGUUGUCAGAUUUCGUUGUAGACUUCCUAUGUCAUCGUUUCACCGCUUGACUCAAUAAACGAAUUGAAGGAGGCAAUUUCUUAUAUCGGUUGCAAUAUCUCUUUGCCAAUUGCA